AGGGAGGAAGAUGAGUCCAAAAAUGACAACAGAGCUGUUGAAACAACUGCGGCACGUGAUGAAGAAUCCCAGAUAUGUCCAGGAGCCUGUCCAAGCCUACAUAGUGCCAUCUGGAGAUGCCCACCAGAGUGAGUACAUUGCACCCUGUGAUUGCAGACGGGCGUUCAUCUCUGGAUUUGAUGGCUCUGCAGGUACUGCCAUAGUAACUGAACAGCACGCGGCCAUGUGGACCGACGGGCGCUACUUCCUGCAGGCUGCACAGCAGAUGGACACCAACUGGACGCUCAUGAAGAUGGGCCUGAAAGAUACACCGACUCAGGAGGAUUGGCUAGUGAGUGUGCUCCCAGAAGGCUCGAAGGUGGGAGUGGACCCUUUCAUUAUUCCCGCUGACCAGUGGAAGAGGAUGUCCAAAGCCUUGAGAAGUGCUGGCCACGACCUCGUGCCUGUUAAAGAAAACCUGAUUGAUACAAUCUGGACAGACUGUCCUCAGCGCCCCUGCAAGCCUCUCAUCACGCUCGACCUGAGUUACACAGGGGUCAGCUGGAGAGACAAAAUUGUAGCACUCCGUUCAAAAAUGGCUGAGAGGAAAGUUCUGUGGUUUGUGGUAACGGCCUUGGAUGAGGUAGCAUGGCUUUUCAACCUCCGAGGCUCUGAUGUUGAGUACAAUCCUGUGUUUUUUGCAUACGCCGUUAUAGGAAUGAACACAAUCAGGCUCUUCAUCGACGGUGAGCGGAUGAUGGACCCGGCUGUGAGGGAGCACUUGCAGCUCGACUCCACGCUGGAGCCCGAGUUUAAAAUCCAGGUGUUGCCCUAUGGAUCUAUCCUGUCAGAGCUGCAGGCUGUCGGUGCAAGCCUCUCACCCAAGGAGAAAGUGUGGCUCAGUGACAAAGCCAGCUAUGCUCUGACUGAGGCCAUUCCCAAGGCUUACCGAUACCUCACCCCAUAUACCCCCAUCUGCACUGCAAAAGCUGUGAAGAACACGUCGGAAACGGAAGGCAUGAGAAGAGCACAUAUUAAAGAUGCUGUUGCCCUGUGUGAGCUCUUUAACUGGCUGGAAAAAGAGGUUCCAAAGGGAACUGUAACAGAAAUAAUGGCUGCAGACAAAGCAGAGGAGUUUCGCAGCCAACAGAAAGACUUUGUUGAAUUGAGUUUUGCUACCAUAUCAAGCACGGGUCCAAACGGAGCCAUCAUUCACUACAAGCCAGUUCCUGAGACCAACAGAACGCUGUCUGUGAAUGAGAUCUACCUCCUGGACUCAGGAGCACAGUACAAAGAUGGUACAACAGAUGUGACUAGAACAAUGCAUUUUGGCACGCCAUCAGCCUAUGAAAAGGAGUGCUUCACCUAUGUCCUAAAGGGACAUAUAGCUGUGAGUGCAGCCAUCUUCCCGAAUGGAACCAAAGGUCACCUUCUAGAUUCCUUUGCCCGCUCUGCCUUGUGGGACUGUGGUUUGGAUUACCUGCACGGGACAGGACAUGGAGUUGGCUCUUUCCUGAACGUGCACGAGGGUCCCUGUGGCAUUAGCUACAAAACCUUUGCAGAUGAGCCCCUGGAGGCUGGCAUGAUCGUCUCCGACGAGCCUGGGUAUUAUGAAGAUGGGUCCUUUGGGAUCCGAAUAGAAAAUGUCGUCCUCGUGAUCCCUGCUGAAACCAAGUACAAUUUUAAAAACAGAGGGAGCCUGACUUUUGAACCCUUAACCCUGGUUCCAAUCCAGACGAAAAUGAUUGAUGUUAGUUUGCUGACACAAAAAGAGUGCAACUGGGUGAACAGCUACCACCAGAGGUGCAGGGAAGUAAUUGGAGCGGAACUGGAGAGGCAAGGCCGGCACGAAGCUCUGCGGUGGCUGCUCAGGGAGACAGAGCCUCUCGUCAGAGUUCAGUAG
Messenger RNA from Merops nubicus (carmine bee-eater), 1882 nucleotides. RefSeq names its product X-prolyl aminopeptidase (aminopeptidase P) 1, soluble (gene XPNPEP1). Gene Ontology annotation, molecular function: metalloaminopeptidase activity. The transcript is spliced from 19 exons. The record is from RefSeq and is a predicted model, not a curated record. Lineage: Eukaryota; Metazoa; Chordata; Aves; Coraciiformes; Meropidae. The coding region runs from base 11 to 1882 and encodes 623 amino acids.